CCGACACAUCUCGUGUUUUUAUUUACCUGAGUGACUCUACGACGAGAACCGGCUGCAGUCGUUAUUCAUGGGGCCAGACGAGCCCCCGAGGACACUAAACAUGCUUCACCGGUGACACCUCUUUAGAUAAAGCUUCUUUAAAAAACGAACCAUGUGGAGACUUCAGGGUUUUGUUGGCAGAGUUCUGCAUCGAUACCAUGCCAGCAACAACCCCCUGCGCCUCCCCCAGAACCAGGGGCAGUCUCAGGGACUGGGGGAGGUUGAGGUCAUCAACAGCUCAGCUGUCCUCUCCACCUCUCGACACUCCUCUGACGGCAGCUCACAGAAGGAGGAGGAUGACGAGAAGAGGAAGAAACAGAGGACCUUUCAGUUUGGCUACGCUGAGCUUCCACGUUACACAGCCCUGGAUGCUGUGGGAUGGGGUGCUGCAGCGGUUUUGUUCAUGCAGAUCUGCAGGAGGAUCCACUCCCAGUUCUCCUCCAGCACUGAGCCGAGUCCGAUCCCUGGAGCCCUGACAGCUCGCUCCAACCUGCACAAGUGUGGCUACCGCAUUCUGCUGGAGAUUUUGUCCAGACGUGAUGUCCUGCCCAGAGGGAGGAGUGUGUUGUGUCUGCAGGGGGUGCCAGAGAGACAGAAUCAGGAUCAGUCCCCGGCUCAUAGCAGCAGCAGCGGCAGUUCAGGUGACGCCAGUGUUCACAGCAGCAGUGAGCAGGACCAUCUGACUGCUGACUGCUCCAUCUCUGACCAGCAGAGGACACUCCUGAACCAUGAUUCUCCUUCACCUGAGGAAUCACUUCUGUCAGCAUCUCGUCCUCUGCAGAAUGACGCUGACCAAGACAUCACAGAAACAAAAGAUGCUAAUGACAAGGACAUGUUGUCAGAUGAGGAAAGGCUGGCAGGAGCGGCACUGAAUCUCAGACAUGUGGGAGAAACCAGCAUCCCUGUUAUCCUUAACAUUAUUGGUCUCGAAAGUGCCAAGAGUGGGAACUACGAGGAAGCUUUUACAUGUUUUGCGGCUGCAGCGAAGCAGGGUUACAGCAAGGCCCAGUUCAACCUGGGUGUGUGCUAUGAGAAAGGCAGAGGAGUCAACAAGGACAAAGAGAAGGCUCUGUAUUACUACUGGCAGGCAGCAGUUGGGGGUCACAAACAGGCUCAGUACCGCUAUGCAAAGCUGCUCCUGACCAGCAGGGCGCACCAGAGUGUAGAGGAGCUGAACACAGCCAUCAGCUUACUGGAACAGGCUGCUGCAGCUGGACUUACCAAGGCUCAGGUCUGCCUGGCUUCAGUCUUCUCUCAGGAGCCGGUGAGAGACGGGAGCAAGUCCGUCCAGUACCUGAGGAUGGCAGCAGAGAGAGGAGAUGACACCGCCCUGCUGUUCCUUGGUCAGUGUUUCGAGAGCGGAUUUGGGGUGCAGCAGAAUCUGAGGACAGCGAUUGAAUACUACAAACGAGCCGCUCUAGCAGGCAACAAGCAGGCAAAGAGCCUACUGACGCCUCCUAAGGAUAGAUUCACCAAGGAAGAUGCCGUGCUCCGCUCCAUCCGUUCAGCUCCAUGUUUCUCUGCAGCCGACCGGUGGCUCCAGCCGCAGCUCUCCUCUCUGGCCAGUCAUUCACCUCCCUCCACCAGCCGCCCCAUCACCCUUCCAUUUCUGCCUCACUCUUGGAGCACCGGGAGCCUGUGUGUCUCUCCUGUCCUGUCCUCCAUGCCUCUUAACGUCCAUCCCUGCAGCGAUGAGGGAGGAACCUGCCAGUGGACUGUAGGGAUAGGUGUAUAGGAUAUCCUGAGCCCGCACAGGUCAAGCCAAGGAAUGUAUUUCAUAGCAUGAAUGUGAGAAGAAAGGUCAGAAGUGUGUAAGGUAUGUAUGUUUAUUGUGAAGUUUAGGUUAAAGUAGAUUUUAUACGUGUGUAGACACUUAAGUAUGUUGAGGAUUUUUUAUAUGUCUGAGAGAGUGGUUGGAUUCAAGGUCUUACAACAUUAUAGAAUGAGAUAUGGAAGCUUUUCUAUAUCUGUUUCUAUACAGAACAGUGUUUUCUGUGAGACAAUUUCUCCUGUGAGAAACGAAAUGUGUUCUGGGUGCCUUUGGGUGGGUUGACAAUCUUAGAUGUUUCUCUCCCUACUAAUGUUGGAUUAAUCACUUGAAAAAAAGUUUGGUAUAACUGUGUCUGUUAACUAUAUUGCAUGGUUUCACACAUCUGAAACUGACAAAGUGCUUUAAAUUAGUGUCAUGUUUAACCUUUAAUGAUAAGGCAUCAUUGUGAAAGAACAAUUUCAGAGGAGAUCAAAGGGAAUGUUUUCUGAUAGCCCAAACUGUUAAAUACACCAAAGUGAGUUAUAAUGCGCUUUGAGGAGGAUGUUGUACUGUUAACGCACAAGCUAAGUAAAAUAAUAACAAUUUAAAAAA
Messenger RNA from Plectropomus leopardus (leopard coralgrouper), 2401 nucleotides. RefSeq names its product DAP3 binding cell death enhancer 1 (gene dele1). Gene Ontology annotation, molecular function: protein binding. Gene Ontology annotation, cellular component: mitochondrion. The record is from RefSeq and is a predicted model, not a curated record. Lineage: Eukaryota; Metazoa; Chordata; Actinopteri; Perciformes; Serranidae. Gene Ontology annotation, biological process: extrinsic apoptotic signaling pathway via death domain receptors.